AAUAACAAAACAUAUUUUAAAAAUAUGUUUCACCAAGUGUUUAGUUUUUGUAUGAUGUUAAUAUUUUUGUGCUGGCGAUCAUUCGUAAUUGCGCAGAGUGGCCAUUCAGAUGAGGAAAUGAUACAACUGGCGGAUUUAUUAGGUUUAAGUCCGGCUAGUGCACGACUCAAAAGGCAGCCAUCGCUGAGUAAUUCAGCCACAAAAUUUUUGCUUGAGGUUUACAAAGAAAUAAGUGAAGGAGAUUCGCCCGAAGUCGAGCAACAGACGAGACACCGACGUGCAGUUGCUGAUGAAAACUUUAUAACAGCUUUUGAUCGUAGAGAGAUAGAACUCAGCAACAACAUAAUCACAUUUGCUAGUAGACCCACACCUUUCACAACAAAUUCGGCACUGUCCGGUGAUAUGCUACUCAAUUUUAAUUUAAACGAUAUACCAUCCGAUUUGGAGUUAAUCCACGCAGCAGUACGUUUAUAUCAAGAUCCCCAAGUUGGCAGGCACGGCAUGAGUGCGUUGGCGUCGCAACAACGUAACUUUACCAUUUCUCUAUACCAGCCAGUUGGUCAAUAUUUGCUUGUCGUUGCCUCUAUAAACGCUAGCACUGACUUCAGAGGUUGGCUGGAAUUGAAUGUAACCCAUUUAUUCAACAACUGGCUACAUUUUCGUACACUGCAGCAAACGCUCUAUGGCAAUGAAGUACUUGUUGGCGUCACAAUGCAUUCGCCGCUUGUGGGAGCAGCU
This is a messenger RNA of Rhagoletis zephyria (snowberry fruit fly), 738 nucleotides long. RefSeq names its product protein screw-like. The record is from RefSeq and is a predicted model, not a curated record. Lineage: Eukaryota; Metazoa; Arthropoda; Insecta; Diptera; Tephritidae.